AUUUUGUUCGCAAUAUUCUAUAUUUUUCGUUCGCAGCUACGGUUAGUCUUAAAGGUAUACGCUUAGAUUAUGGCACCCAAGAAGAUCAUCAUUGAUACUGACCCGGGGAUCGAUGAUAUUCUCGGUCUUCUACUCGCUCUGUCCGCAACACCAGAGGAAGUUGAAGUCCUGCUGAUCUCCUUGACCUUCGGUAAUAUUGAGGUGAGAAGCUGUCUUCGCAAUGUCGUCUCGAUGUUCCAUAUCCUCGAACGAGAGAUGCAAUGGCGUCGGGAGCAAGGUCGUCCUGAAGGGUUUGGUGCCCUGCGCGCCGCCUCACCAGUCGUUGCGGUUGGUGCUGAGGAUCCCUUAGAAGACCAGAAGAUGCUGGCGGACUAUUUCCAUGGUACCGACGGUUUAGGAGGAAUCCAUACCAGCCACCCCCACCUGACUCCUAAGGAGACUUGGGAGCAUCUCUUUGAUCCUUCCGCUGAUCCAGUUGAAGUCGAACCCAUUCCGACGGGCAACCCUUCACGCCCGUCCUUCAUCCCUUCUAAGCGUCGGGCACACGAGGAGAUACUUCGUGUUUUGCGUGAAAAUGACCCAGACACCGUCACUUUGGUGGCAGUCGGGCCUCUAACCAACCUCGCAUUGGCCUCUGCAGCUGAUCCAGAGACAUUCCUGCGCAUCAAGGAAGUGGUGGUGAUGGGUGGAGCUGUCAAUGAACCCGGUAAUGUAACCCCGGCCGCUGAAUUUAACACCUACGCCGACGCAUUCGCAGCCGCACGGGUCUAUGCUUUGACAUCACCUUCACCCAAGUCCACUAUCCCAACGAACUCAAGCCUACCAGACUACCCCGCCAAUCUCAGCAAGCAGCUCACACUGCGCAUCUUCCCGUUGGACAUCACGCUCCGCCACGGAGUCUCACGCGGCCAGUUCCGCGAGGCAGUCACCCCACACCUGGAGAAAGGCUCGCCAUUGGCCGAGUGGGUGUCAGCCUUCAUGGCUCACACUUUCCACACGGUCGAGAAGCUGCAUACGGGCCGGGCGGGCGAUGAUGUCGAGCUCAGUCUGCAUGACCCCGUCUGUGUGUGGUAUGCUAUUACCGCAGAUGAUGACAAGUGGAGGCCCUCCGCGACCUCGCCAGAGGAUAUCCGAAUCGAGACCACUGGACAGUGGACCCGGGGUUUGUGUGUCGUUGACCGACGGAACAGACACCGCAUCGAUGGUGAUGAGGAGCACUCCAGUGACCAUGGUCUCUGGUUGAGCUCGAGAGCCGGAAACCGUGUCUGGCGAAUGGACGCUUCGCCGGUCGAGGAUAAUUUCGGGGCUGUUCUCCUUGAACGGUUGUUCGCUUGAACUGACGGUACUGUUUGAGAUAGGCUAGAAUGUAUAUACGAUUACAUAAAUGCCGUGGGUUGAUAGGAUAGAAGUAUAUUUUUG
Molecule: messenger RNA, 1419 nt
Organism: Aspergillus caelatus
Lineage: Eukaryota; Fungi; Ascomycota; Eurotiomycetes; Eurotiales; Aspergillaceae
Product: putative nucleoside hydrolase
Exons: 6
Coding region: 70-1335 (421 amino acids)
Biological process (GO): purine nucleoside catabolic process
Cellular component (GO): cytosol
Molecular function (GO): purine nucleosidase activity
Source: RefSeq, a predicted model, not a curated record